CACACCAUUCUGUCACUUCAAAAUUUUUGAAAUAAACAUCAAAAUUCAUUCCCAAACAAAAAAAAAUCCAAAAAAUAAUAACACCUUCAAGAAAUGUAUAUCUCUCGCAAAAUUCAUCGCUUCAUUCUAAGGAAUUACCCACGAAUUGCAUUUGGAUGCAUUUGUUCCCUACUCUUCUUUGGAUAUCUACAUUUCGAAUUGUUGAACAGCAAUCGGGACUUAAUUUAUUGGACAAAUAUCAUCAAAACAAACAUCGCACGAUUGGAUGAAUAUGGUAUUCUCCUGAUUGUUUUGAUCAUUGGCUUCAAAAUGUUCACAAUUUCGUUUGUCGUUUGGCUCAACUCGCCAACAAUGAAUUUGUAUAACCGUCUCUCUCAAUUGGAAGUCAAGAAACGUUAUGCCGACUUUCUUCUUCUACGUCUGUUGUCAGAAAUCGAGGGAAUCGAAAUGGAAUAUUUGAGAUCGAAAAGCACCAACGAGUUGUUGGAUCUAAAAUCGCUAAUAAUGGCCCAUGACGAAAUGACCCGAAGUGUACAGAAAUUUCGCCGAGAUGCUCGGAAAUUAUUGUGGCCCAAUGAAACUGAGAUUACCCUUUCCAUUGAGGAUGUUUAUGGUCUGAUGGCGGAUGAGGAGGAUUGUCUAAAGAAAUCCAAAUUUUAUCGUAUGGAUAUCCAUGCAAGUGAUGAUUUGAUAAGGAAGUUAAUAAAUCCAACAUAAGAAGAAAAAA
This is a messenger RNA of Musca domestica (house fly), 727 nucleotides long. RefSeq lists its product as uncharacterized. Lineage: Eukaryota; Metazoa; Arthropoda; Insecta; Diptera; Muscidae. The record is from RefSeq and is a predicted model, not a curated record. The transcript has a single exon. The coding region runs from base 94 to 717 and encodes 207 amino acids.